CCUCCAUUGGCUGCAAAAGGGAGCCAAGGCGGCGCCCGCCCGGCUUUUUUGUAAAGCUGCGGCAGCGAGAGGAGAGCGGAGAGGAGCGGAGCAGAAGGGGAGGCAGUGGCCGUUGCCACCGCCGCGGGGCUCGCCUUCUCUGCUGACCGUAGCGAGGGCGGCGGGCGGCCAGGGCAGAGCAGAGCAGGCGGCGCAAGCCCGCGGGGGCUCCGCUGCCCCAUGUCCCCGAAGGGGCUCCCGUGAAGUCAGUCGUCGUGUUCCCGCCAAGGAAGAGAAGGAGGACGAGGAGGAGGGAUGGGGCCAGUUGGCGGCGGCGGCGGCGGCGGCGGGGGAAUGGCUGCGUCUGGCCCGGGCUCGGGAACAGCAGGCACCGCCACCCCCUGGGGGGCGGCAGCAGCAGCAGCAGGCAGGGCAAUGCGGCAGCUUCGCCAGUGAGCGAGGCGCGCAGUUCCGAGAGGGAGCCUGCCGCUGCCCACCCGUGGACGGUUGGCUGCCCCCCCCUCUCUCUCUGAACCAGACCGCUCCAACCCCGCCUUGCAAAAAACAAAAAAGAGAAAGCAUAAAAAGGGGGGGGUGCGCUCGCCCGGCGCCUGUGCCCUCCGCCGCCGCCCCGGAUGCCCUCUGCCCGGCGCGAAGCAGGAUGGGCGCCCUCACCAGCCGGCAGAACGCGGGAGAGGAAGAGGUGGACAUCCCGUCUAAUUCCAUCUACAGAUAUCCUCCUAAAUCCGGGAGCUACUUUGCCAGUCACUUCAUCAUGGGAGGUGAGAAGUUUGAUUCUACACACCCAGAGGGCUACCUCUUUGGAGAGAACAGUGACCUCAACUUCCUUGGAAGCAGACCUGUAGCGUUUCCAUAUGCUGCCCCACCACCUCAGGAGCCAGUGAAGACACUGAGAAGCCUGAUCAAUAUCCGCAAGGACACGUUGCGUCUAGUCAAGUGCACAGAGGAGGUGAAGACGCCAGGAGAAGAAGUUAGCAAAGCCAAAGUCCAUUACAAUGUGGAGUUCACUUUUGAUACAGAUGCCCGGGUGGCAAUCACGAUUUAUUAUCAAGCUACUGAAGAAUUCCAAAAUGGAGUAGUGAGCUACAUCCCCAAGGAUAACAGUUUACAGUCCGAGACUGUCCACUACAAGCGUGGCGUCUGCCAGCAGUUCUGCCUCCCAUCCCACACCGUUGAUCCCUCAGAGUGGACUGAAGAGGAGCUGGGCUUUGACCUGGAUCGUGAAGUCUAUCCUAUGGUGGUUCUUGCAGUGGUAGAUGAAGGAGAUGAGCAUAUGGGUCACUGCCACGUCCUAUUGGCAACAUUUGAGAAGCAUGCUGAUGGCUGUUUUUGUGUGAAACCCCUCAAACAGAAGCAAGUGGUGGAUGGUGUGAGCUACUUGCUUCAGGAGAUCUAUGGGAUAGAAAACAAAUACAACACACAGGAUUCCAAGGUAGCAGAGGAUGAGGUGAGUGACAAUAGUGCAGAGUGUGUGGUCUGCCUUUCGGAUGUACGGGACACCUUGAUCUUACCUUGCCGCCAUCUUUGCCUCUGCAACACCUGUGCUGACACUCUGCGUUACCAAGCCAACAACUGCCCCAUUUGCAGGCUGCCGUUCCGAGCCUUGCUGCAGAUUCGAGCCAUGAGAAAAAAACUUGGACCCCUUUCCCCAACCAGCUUCAAUCCCAUCAUCUCCUCCCAGACGUCAGACUCAGAAGAACACUCGUCUUCAGAGAACAUCCCUCCCGGCUAUGAAGUGGUGUCUCUCCUGGAAGCUCUUAAUGGGCCCCUGACUCCAUCCCCAGCCGCCCUCCCGCUUCACGUCCUUGGUGACAACCAUGUCUCAGGCAUGCUCCCAUCCUAUGGCAGUGAUGGCCACCUGCCUCCCAUACGGACCCUGUCUCCUCUCGAACGCUUGUCGGAUUGUGGCAACCAAGGACUCAAGCUGAAGAAGAGUUUGACUAAGUCUAUAUCUCAGAAUUCCUCAGUACUGCAUGAAGAAGAUGAGAAGGCGUGCAGUGAAGCUGAAAUCAGAGUUUCUAGGAGAAAGUCUCCUUGUCCUCAAGAAGAGGAAUGUGGUGUGACGCCAGAAAGUGAAAACCUCACCUUAUCGUCCUCAGGAGCAAUAGACCAGUCUUCUUGUACAGGGACACCUCUCUCUUCUACUAUCUCUUCCCCAGAAGAUCCUGCUAGCAGCAGUCUGGCCCAAUCUGUCAUGUCCAUGGCCUCCUCCCAAAGCCAGCACUCUGAGAUCAGCACUGACACCAUGUCUUCCAUGUCAGGCUCCUACGUUGCUCCUGGCACCGAAGAAGAGGGAGACAUGGUCCCCUCACCUGCCGCUGCCAGUGCAGUCCCUUCAGAAGGAGAUUCAACCCCUGUUGAAUCUCCAGAUGCAAACUUUGUCAGUAUCUCAGCUGAGGAGCGAGAUGCAGAGGGGAAUGAUGUCAUGGAGGAAGAAGAUGGCUCUCCCACACAGGAAGAUGGCCAAAGGACAGCCGCAUACCUAGGUAUGGAGUGUGACAAUAACAAUGACAUUGGCAACGCAAGCGUGAAAGCACUGGACAAUAAGGUGUGCUCUGAGGCCUGCUUACCUGGUAUACAGCCAUCCCCUGACAAUUCUCUGAACCCCAGCCAGAUGCUGAGACGCCACUACUCCAGCAGUAGCAUCAACCUGGAAUAUGAUGAAGAUAUGCAAUGCAUGAUGGGACAUUUGUGCCCUCGAUGAUGUCACACUGAUUUGGAGACAAAAGCACCACGACAACACAUUUCCCUGGAACACUAAAGAAGCAAAUAGCAGCAAAUCUGCUGCAGUUAAACCCCACCAAUUACUGUGGGCGAUCUCACACACACACACACACACACAGACACAGACACAGACACACACACACACACACACUCACUCCACGUAUUCUUAAUGAAUGGCCCAGUUCCCCAUUUGGUAUUCAUUGUUAAACCGAAUGCACAGUAAGAGUGGAGGAAUGACAUGAGCUGGAUUUGAUGGCUGAUGCCUCCAUCAACUUCUAUUCCUUCAGCUCUGCACUCCCUUUUCCUUUGUAGAUCUUUUCUUUAUGGUGUAUGAUGAUUGCCCAAAUACUCAUUUCACAAUGCUGUGUCACCACCUAUGCUUCUUAAGAGAUGCAUGUAGAUCAUGUAUCUGUAACAGUAUGAUAUGUGCACUGGACAGAUUCAUGCUUUCCACUGAAUGGAUUAGCCCAGCUACUAUACCCCAUUCGGAGAGAGUGGAAGAUACAUGUUUAACACCAUCUAAUGCCUGCAGUAGAGAAAUUCUGGCUUUACCUUGGAAUUCCUUUUCCUUCAAAACUGCCAGGAAAAAUGUUCCAGGAUCAGCUCAAAAGAUAGUGUCUCUUCUCUAAAGUUCCUGAAGACCUGCGCUGCCCUCUGUUUUGAGACAUAGCACCUAUGGACAGAACACAAUACUCCAUAAAGGUGACAUGGUCUAGUGGGCCAAAGAAUAUUCCCUUUUAAAUAAGAGAUAUCCAGCAGCUUUGUCUUAGUGUGAGGGAGGGAGAGAUGAUAGGUAGCCACCCACCUAUCAGAUACUUAACAAAGACAAUUCUUUAUGUGAACAUUCACACAUAGACACCCCAACCCUGCUUUCUACCAAUUUGGGAUCCUACUGUGACUCAAGAAGCAAGAGAAGCCAUGCAUGAAGUUGGACUUAGAAAAAUGGACACAAAGAAGCUACAGGACACUUCUGUGUCCUAUGAUUGUAAGGUGGUAGUGUCUUUUUUUUUAAUGGAAUAGAUUGCCCAUGCAUGGCAUUGCUUAAAAUGCCUACUCCAUUUAUAUGGGAAAAGUCCCUUAAAGGCAUCAUUAGAAACACAUUUUUAGGAUAGUUUCCUUGGUGAAUGUAUGGAAGUUAUGCUGAAGCCAUGGUUCCCAAUCAUUUUAACAACCAGUUGCAGUAAACAGCAUUCUGUUUCGGGCUGGCACCCACGGCUGUAUCUGUUAUCAUCUUCUGUGUUGCUUUUUCAAUCUCCUUUCCCUCCCAGGCUACUUCCUGGCUAUCUUGUGAAUCACAAGCACUCUCUGUUGGGAACCCACUCCUUGAAAAUACCUGCACUAAAACCAGUUGAAUUGUGCCCAUAUUGGAUUGUUAGUAGAUUUCGGAAACCAUGAAGAUAAAUAGUAUUUGACCAACUGCAUCUGUUGUGGCAUGGAGCAAAUAUCCUCCUGGUCCAAUAUUAGAUUUUCUCUAGUGUUAGAUUGCCCUUUUUUGUUUGCCUGUCUGGCAAUAAGACUUUGCUGUAUUCUCCUGUGGGUGCCCUGCAUUUCCAGUCUUUAGUACAACUUUACUGUAGAACAAAAUCAACACUAUAGCUGAGCAAUAAUCUAUAUCCAUGCUACAAAGUGCUAAUUCAGUGAGGAAUUGCUUCAAGGUCUUGAAAUGAUGGCGGUAAAGAAAUUCAUUUUAGCUUGGAUCCUCAUUUCUAUCUCAUGCUUAUAAGAAAAAGGAGUAUCAUAUUGGUAACCAAAUCUCUGCAAGAAAGGUGUUCACUGGGAACACAACAUUGACUUCCCAAGACUUUUUGUGUGGUCUCUCUGUUCCUCCAGAGGAGGAGAGUAGGUCACACCUUGCCUUGCUCUGAAUAAACUGGCCCUCAUCUUCAAGGGGAAAGACUUUGGUCUUCUCAGGUCUUCCUUACUGUAUGUGGUCAAUCAAAAACAGUGUGCAUUGUCUCCUUCAGACUACCAUUCUCUUACCCACUCUGUUUUGACUUCAAAAGGGGAAAGGAGGAGAAUGAUUAUCAAUAGCCCUGGACACCAAGUUGGGCUGGAGAACACAAAGAGUGUUUUAAAAUGAAAAGUGGUUUGGAAGACACAUCACUUCCCUUGUGUAUUUAUUUUAUUGCAACCACCGUCAGCUGGUGGAGCAUAUUUUUGUUGUUUGUUUAUAAGAUACAAAGAGACAAGUACCUGUAUACAUAAAUUGUAUCUUGUCUGUUGUGAAACAACUAUUAAAUGGCCUUGGCCUUCCUAUUACUGACUCUGACCAUCCUGAUAAACUGCAAACAAACAAACCAAGAUCUUGAAUUGCAACUCUCAACUUGCCAAUGAUUGCACUGAGGAGUGUCCGGCAUGGAGUCUCGAAAUGACUGUUUUGUGUUGGAAUCCUCACAAAGUUCAAUGAAGUUGGUGAGCACCAGAAAACCUUGCUGCAUCAUGAGCUUUAGUAACUCAAGCUCUCCUCAUCCAUCUUUCCUGGAAAGAGUCUCUUCCAGGAUCCAUGCGUUUUCUCAAGGUUACCUCAGCACUUUUAGUAAGUAGAGUGUUUCAGUAAGAUGUCAUCCAAAUAGAAAAUUGUUUAAGACAAGACCAGGGACUGGAGAAAGUGCUGGCGAGAAAACAGGAUUGGCUUUGGCUCUACAUGUGUGUUCUGCUUAGUUCUUCUAAACACCCCUAAGAAAAACAUAUUUGGAUUUUUUUAAAAAACUGCCAGGAAUUUCUCAAAACAUGGCAAUACUAGUGUGGUAGAGUGGGAAUUGAGGUUAUGUGUGCGGUUCCUUCCUGAUAGGUUAUUGAGUACAUCUAAGCAAGGCCAUAUGAAACAUCUAUUUCCUCUUGUAUCCUUUUUCUCACUCUUCAGCAAAGGCCAAGUUGCAUAUACCCAGAGCUUUCGUUUUUACAUAACCAGGAAUUGCCAGAUACAAAAUGGUGCCCAUAAAUGUCAAUCAGGCCAUUUGAACAGGGAAGCAGUUUGAGCCCCACUCAGGACACCCAUUAGGCUCUGUUCUGAUGGGCACAUACCACUGCUUGGGGGUACGGAGCCCUCCAGACACACUUGUGUACACCUCAAUGGCAACAAUGCAAUACAUGAAAAUGUUUAUGACUGCAUGACUCUUUAAAGAGUGAAUAAAGCCGUUUACAAGGGAUUGUUAGCUACUGGCUGGAAUUUAUUUGUGUGUGCUAUUUGUAUGGGGGAAAAUAUGUAUUCUCUUCACAUUAGUAUGGACAGUUCGGUUUGCAAAGAGCAUAUUGAUAUCCCGUGGGGUGUAGUGGGUAGAAUGACAGAGUCAGACUCAGGAGACGUGGCUUUGAAUUUCUGCUUGGAAAUUUGCUGAAAGACUGCAACUGUUAAAAACCAUUCCUUAGAUACCCCACUUACCUUGAAAAUCCUGUUACAGUUGCUGUAAGUCAGUUCCUACUUGAUGGAGAAGAGACUCCAUUUUGGCCGCAACUAGAAGUGCAGCGGGGGGGGGGGCAUGACUGUGGCCCUUGAAAUACUGCUGGACUCAAAAGCCCAGCUGCCCUAGCCAGCCUGGACAGUAGUUGCCCAUCUCAGAACUAAAUCAGACCAACAAAGAGAAUCCUAAACAUAUUAUCAUUGCAAUAGUAGAAUGAACUUGUAUGAUUGUACACCAUUACUCUGAUUUAAAAAAAUCUAUCCUGAAAGGAAAAGAAAUAACAUUCCUAAUGCUAUUCACAUCAUGUCGGCUAUGACUUCAGCAAAAACAGUGUUGUCAUCAAGGAAAUGGGAGAAGUGAUACUUAUAGGUCCUGUAUAUAAUAUAAAAGUGGUAAAAGUUUCAUAUGGAGUCAUGCACCUCAGAAAUAAAAGCAAA
Pogona vitticeps (central bearded dragon) is the source of this 6562-nucleotide messenger RNA. It is a transcript of the gene RNF157, whose product is annotated as ring finger protein 157. Gene Ontology annotation, cellular component: cytoplasm. Gene Ontology annotation, molecular function: ubiquitin protein ligase activity. Lineage: Eukaryota; Metazoa; Chordata; Lepidosauria; Squamata; Agamidae. Gene Ontology annotation, biological process: protein ubiquitination. The record is from RefSeq and is a predicted model, not a curated record.